This is a messenger RNA of Pecten maximus, 954 nucleotides long. RefSeq names its product GS homeobox 1-like. Lineage: Eukaryota; Metazoa; Mollusca; Bivalvia; Pectinida; Pectinidae. Gene Ontology annotation, molecular function: sequence-specific double-stranded DNA binding; DNA-binding transcription factor activity, RNA polymerase II-specific. Bases 91 to 954 code for a protein of 287 amino acids. The transcript is spliced from 2 exons. Gene Ontology annotation, biological process: regulation of DNA-templated transcription. Gene Ontology annotation, cellular component: nucleus. The record is from RefSeq and is a predicted model, not a curated record.
AGUACGGUACACGGUUCAUAUCAGUUACAUGCUCCGUCGAGUACUUAAAUGGGUGUACGAUAGGUUGAUGGGACUGAUCACAGAGUAGAAAUGUCGCGAUCAUUUUACGUCGAUUCUUUAAUUGUGAAAAAGCCGGCUGUGACUUCACCUCUGUCCGUGAGUGAAUCUAUUGUGACAUCACAUGCCUCGAACUUACAUAUGUCUAGUGGACUUCACGCUGUCCAUCGUCAUCAUCCACACCAUCCGUUGCAUCACCAAGCUGACCACGCCCUAUCCUGUUACCCUCGUCACCCCGCGGACAUUCUCAGCUACUGUUGUCCACUGUGUGUCCAUACCCCUACGUCCUUGAUAGCAGAGGGUAGUGCCACACCUCACGCUAAACAUGACAUAGUUACCAGUCCUAGUGGACACACCCUCCAUCCCGGGGGUUACAGUCUUUCCCGAUAUCACCAUCAGCCUUUCCAGGGGAAACAACAACCACCAAGCUCUCCCCUGAGGAGCCCCGGUCAACAACAGACAGACAAUCUUAAAAGGAAUAGACUAUCAAGUAUUGGUGUAACCAGCUCUACAGAAGACCUCAGCAGCAGUAGCAAAAGAAUCCGGACGGCUUUCACCAGUACACAGCUUCUGGAACUGGAAAGAGAAUUCUCCUCAAGCAUGUACCUCUCUCGACUAAGACGAAUAGAGAUCGCCACAUACCUCAAUCUGUCGGAGAAACAGGUGAAAAUUUGGUUUCAAAACCGCCGUGUAAAAUACAAAAAGGAGGGUGUAUCAGACACACGGGAAUCAUGUCGGUGUUUGCGCACAUGUACACAAAGAAACGAUCGGCGACGACCCUCCGACAAAUACGAUUGUACCACCGAGUCGGAAUUUAUUGAUAGUCCUGAAGAUUGUAAGAAAUUACACACACCAUUGAUUAGAGACGAAAGUGAUGAGGACUAUGAGAUGGAAUGA